AUGAGCGGACUACGCUUUCUUGAUUUAAUCAAGCCCUUCACGCCCCUCCUCCCGGAGGUGGCCGCGCCCGAAACCAACAAGGUGCCUUUCAACCAGAAGCUCAUGUGGACUGGGUUGACCUUGUUGAUCUUCUUGGUCAUGAGCCAGAUGCCUUUGUAUGGUAUCGUGUCCUCCGACACUUCUGAUCCUCUCUACUGGCUCCGUAUGAUGCUGGCCAGUAACCGUGGUACGUUGAUGGAGCUGGGUAUCACACCCAUUAUCUCCUCCGGAAUGGUCUUCCAGCUCCUGGCCGGAACUCACCUCAUCGAUGUCAACCUCGACCUCAAGACCGACCGGGAAUUGUACCAGACUGCCCAGAAACUCUUUGCCAUCAUUUUGUCCUUCGGCCAGGCCUGUGUCUACGUGCUCACUGGUCUCUAUGGCCAACCCAGUGAUCUCGGUGCUGGCAUCUGCGUUCUUUUGAUCGUCCAAUUGGUGGUGGCCGGUCUCGUUGUUAUUCUUCUCGACGAACUACUCCAGAAGGGUUACGGUCUUGGAAGCGGUAUCUCACUCUUCAUUGCCACCAACAUCUGCGAGUCCAUUGUCUGGAAGGCCUUCUCUCCCACCACCAUCAACACCGGUCGUGGCCCUGAAUUUGAGGGUGCCAUCAUUGCCCUCUUCCACUUGCUCUUGACCUGGCCCGACAAGCAGCGUGCCUUGCAAGAAGCAUUCUACCGUCAGAACCUUCCUAAUGUCAUGAACCUUUUGGCCACCCUUCUGGUUUUCGCUGCCGUUAUCUACCUUCAGGGUUUCCGCGUCGAAAUCCCCGUCAAGUCAUCUCGCCAGCGUGGUAUGCGCGGAUCUUACCCCAUUCGUUUGUUCUACACAUCCAACAUGCCCAUCAUGCUUCAAUCCGCUCUGUGCUCCAAUGUCUUCCUGGUGAGCCAGAUGCUCUACUCCCGUUUCUCUGACAACCUCUUGGUUCGUCUUUUGGGAGUCUGGGAGCCUCGUGAGGGAUCUGCUCAGCUCUAUGCUGCCUCUGGUAUUGCCUACUAUAUGUCUCCUCCUCUCAACUUUAAGGAGGCUCUCUUGGACCCUGUCCACACUGCCAUCUAUGUGACUUUCAUGCUUGUUGCUUGCGCUCUCUUCUCCAAGACAUGGAUUGAGGUUUCUGGCUCCGCUCCCCGUGAUGUUGCCAAGCAGCUCAAGGACCAGGGUCUAGUCAUGGCUGGCCACCGCGAACAGAGCAUGUACAAGGAGCUCAAGCGUGUUAUCCCUACUGCUGCUGCUUUUGGUGGUGCUUGCAUUGGUGCGUUGUCUGUGGCGUCCGAUCUCCUUGGAGCCUUGGGUAGCGGUACCGGAAUCUUGCUUGCUGUCACUAUCAUCUAUGGCUACUUCGAAAUCGCUGCCCGAGAAAGUGACUUCGGCGCAGGCCUCCGAGGUCUUGUCCCUGGCAACUAA
Molecule: messenger RNA, 1440 nt
Organism: Talaromyces atroroseus
Lineage: Eukaryota; Fungi; Ascomycota; Eurotiomycetes; Eurotiales; Trichocomaceae
Product: Protein transport protein SEC61 subunit alpha
Exons: 5
Coding region: 1-1440 (479 amino acids)
Biological process (GO): post-translational protein targeting to membrane, translocation; SRP-dependent cotranslational protein targeting to membrane, translocation
Cellular component (GO): Sec61 translocon complex; membrane
Molecular function (GO): ribosome binding; transmembrane protein transporter activity; signal sequence receptor activity
Source: RefSeq, a predicted model, not a curated record